AUGACUUUCUCCAGCCUGUCCUAUCCAGAAUGUGGGGUGGCCCGACCCAGUCCAGUCACUGGCAGCGCCAAUGAGCCAUGCGUUAGGCAGUGCCCUGACUCCGAAGUGGUGAUCAGACCCUCACCGGUUGUUGUGACCCUCCCCGGACCAAUUCUCAGCAAUUUCCCACAACAAAGUGAAGUGGCAGCUGUAGGAGCGCCUGUGGUCGGAGCCGGUUUUGGGGGCUCAUUCGGUUUGGGAGGAUUGUACGGCUAUGGAGGCCAUUAUGGAGGAUUGUAUGGUUUAGGGAGAUUAGGUGGAUACGGGGGCCAUUACGGUUAUGGGGGAUUAUUGGGCCAUGGAGGUUACUGUAGUUACCCGGGUCUUUAUGGUUAUGGGGGAUUAUUGGGCUAUGGGGGACACUGCGGUUACCCGGGCCUUUAUGGUUAUGGGGGAUUAUGGGGAUACGGGGGAUAUGGCCGUAGGUAUCUUGGUGGAUAUUGUGGGCCAUGUUAAACCCAGCAGGAACAUCCAUGGAAGAAGGAAAAACCAGGAAAUGAACAGCAAGAUAUA
Molecule: messenger RNA, 552 nt
Organism: Mauremys mutica (yellowpond turtle)
Lineage: Eukaryota; Metazoa; Chordata; Testudines; Geoemydidae
Product: claw keratin-like
Exons: 1
Coding region: 1-495 (164 amino acids)
Cellular component (GO): intermediate filament
Molecular function (GO): structural constituent of cytoskeleton
Source: RefSeq, a predicted model, not a curated record